Molecule: messenger RNA, 514 nt
Organism: Trichoplusia ni (cabbage looper)
Lineage: Eukaryota; Metazoa; Arthropoda; Insecta; Lepidoptera; Noctuidae
Exons: 2
Coding region: 101-427 (108 amino acids)
Source: RefSeq, a predicted model, not a curated record
CCAGAUUUUUGACAGUUUUUAUCUUACACCUCAUAAUUUCGAGUCGGGCUGAAAUCAAAACAAUAGGAACGCCGCUAAGCCCUCUAAUAAUUAAUUAAAGAUGAUACCGGAGAUUAAAAUGACUAUCUCUCAAAACAAUAGACUGCUGAAAAGUCUUUUGAGUUCAACCGAAAAAGACAAUAUUGUAAAAUCGUUGGAGGCGUUUCAGGUUGAAGCAAAUAAUGCCAUAACCCAGAUGAUACAAUUGCUGGAUAACGAAGCAAAUGAAGCAAGGGCCAAAAACAAAGAAGCCAAAGCAGAGGAAGGUGAGGAAGAGGAUGAUGAAGACAAAAAUAAAGCCAAAGAUGGGGAAACCAGAAAGAGAGAUGACUCCAACGGACAGGAGGAAAACGGGGAAAGUAAGCCUAAAAAGAAAAGGUGUGGCUAGAGCAGAAAGUUUCAACUGAAUAUUGAUUCGUAGCUGUGUAAUAUGUAUGUAUUUUACUUUUAAUUAAUUAUAAUCAGAUGAACCACA